GGCGCAUAUCUCCCCGGCGCCGUUGCUAGGGACGUCCGUGCGGCGAGCGAGGCUGCGGUGGGCGGUUGCUAAGGGCCGCGCCCGGGGGAGAAGUUGAGAGUUUGUGUAGCAGCUGGAAGGCGAAUCCCACCCUCGCUCUUUCUCCCGGAGUGGAGGGCGUCGCUCCGGAGGCUCCUACCCGGGAGAGCGCCCCAGUUCCUUUUCUAGGCCCCUCGGCGGCCGAGGGCAGAGAGCGCCCUCCUCUCGCCCAAGAUGUCUCAUUUUUCUAGUGAAGAUGAAGCUCUUUUGCAGUCUAUGCUCAGACAGUUACUGCAAAGUGUCAAAGAAAAAAUCACAGGAGCGCCAUCAGUAGAGUGUGCAGAAGAGAUUCUUCUACAUCUGGAGGAAACAGAUGAAAAUUUUCACAACUAUGAAUUUGUGAAAUAUCUCAGACAGUAUAUAAGUAGCAUGCUGGGCUCCGUAAUAGAAGAAGAAACUGAUAAAUGUACAUCUGCACAAAAUCAGGGUGAAGGAUCUGGCUAUGAUACACUGGUACAGCAUGUUACUAAAAAGACUCGAGAAUCAAAAGAGUAUAGAGAAAUGAUGCAUUCUCUGAAGAAUGUUAUGAUGGUUGUAGUUGAAUCUUUAAUUAACAAGUUUGAAGAAGAUCAGAUGCGCUAUAAGGAAAUUCAGAGGAAGGUGAAAACAGAACAGCACAGCAGUUACUAUACAGAUAAUUGCUCUGAUAGUGAUUCUUCAUUUAAUCAGAGUUAUACAUUCAUGAAUCAAGAACAAUUGCAACUACUGGUAGAAAGGCUUGAUCCGGUACAACCUAAGGAGGUGCGUCAGGAAGCUAUGCAGACAUUGUGUUCUGCUCCUCCGUCUGAUAUAUUAAACUGUGAGAGUUGGGCUAAUUUACGUAAACAUCUUGCAACAGCACUUUCAGAUCCGGAUUCCAGUUUCAGUGACAAAGUUUUGAAAUUCUAUGCCAAGACAUUUUCUUCCUCUCCGCUAAAUAUGACAAGGGAACUGUAUACAAGUUUGGCAAAGUAUUUAGAGAUGUACUUCCUUUCUGAAGAUAGUUAUGUUCCUACCAUAUCAAUAGGUAUUGAUAUAAGCAACCCAGAUAUAAUCCGUUUACUUAAAAAGAUACGUCUGCUAAAUGAGUACCAGAGGGAAGUACCAUCUUUCUGGAUUCGUCAUCCAGAAAAGUACAUGGAAGAAAUAAUGGAGAGUACCCUGUCACUUCUGUCAGCAAAGCGUGAGUCAAGCCACCCUGUUUCUUUGGAUCCCGUGUACUUCUUGGCUCUAGUCGAUCUCAAGGCUGUUUGGUUUAAAAAAUGGAUGCAUGCAUAUUAUAGCAGAACAGUGGUGCUAAGGCUACUUGAAAAAAAAUACAAAUCUUUGAUUAUUGCAUCUGUUGAGCAGUGUGUUUCCUAUCUUGAAACUUGUGAAUCAGUGGUUGAUAAAACAGGCAGGUUUAAUUCUUCCUCUACAUUGCAUAAUGGUAAUAAACAGAAGAAUUUUUACACUGGAAAAGAAUUGCAGUAUAUAUAUUUUGUUCAUUCCCUGAGCCUCUUAGGAAGAUUGUUGAUAUAUAAACAAGGCAGAAGACUUUUUCCUAUUCAGCUGAAAAACAGAAAAGAUUUGAUGUCCUUGACAGACCUUGUCGUAAUGUUUACUCGUCUUAUCUAUUGCGCCCCAAAUUGUCCAAAGACUCUUACAGUGCAUUCAGGCAAUUAUUCUCCAGCAGGCCUUAUUACUGAUGUGCUUGGAAUUCUUUGUGAGAGAAAAGAAUGUGCAACUGAAUGUCUAUAUACUAAUACAGUGAUAGAAGCACUUCUUCAGCCAAUACAUUAUUUACUGAAUGGAACAGAGGUGCAUCUAAAUUCUCCUGAAACAACUCUAAUACAUAUAGCCGAUAUUUUGGCAAGGAUUGCUGCUGCAGAUGAUGGUCUUUCACUCCUACUCUAUGGAGGAGAGAAGCCCUCUGCCAUGGAGGGUGGUAGCCUUAGGGGUGCACAUACUAUCGUUCAGUUUACAAAGAAGCUUCUUGAUGAAGACAUUUCUGUUCUUUCUGGGUCUGAGAUGUUGCCAGUGCUCAAAGGUGCUUUCAUCUUUGUAUGCCACCAGAUGUAUAGUACUUGCGAAGGCUUAGAGGUGUUGCUACCUUACCAUUUACAUGGAUCUAUUUCUGAGGCUUGGAAAAAGACUAGUUUGCUUUCGGAGAGAAUUCCAACGCCUGUCGCGGGGGCAGAUUGUGUAUCAUCAGCAAGUCAAGAAUCACAGAGCUUUAUUGUACUGGAAGAGACGUUGUUGGAUGACUUGCUAAAUUUUGCAGCUACACCUAAAGGGCUUUUGCUGCUGCAGAAGACAGGAACAGUAAACGAGUGUGUGACUUUCAUGUUCAACAGGUUCACAAAAAACCUCCAAGUUUGUGGAUUUGAAAAGUUUGGCUAUGGAGCAAUUGUAUCGCAAGUAGCUGCAACAGCUGCAGGUGCUGUAGCUCUACAGAGUUCAGGAUUUAUAAAGCACUUGUUACCGAAUUGUGGGGUGUUUCUAGAGUGUGGAAGAGAUGAUGUCCGAGUAACUCAUCCCAGAUCAACACCAGUUGAUCCCAUUGAUCGGAGCUGUCAGAAGUCUUUUCUAGCUCUGAUAAACUUGUUAUCCUACCCUGCUGUUUACGAACUGAUAGGUGAUCAAGCGAUACCUAAUAAACCAGAAUAUUCUCUCCGUGAAGUUCCUACAGAUAUUAUAGAUAUCAUUGACAGGCUUAUAAUUGUGAACACAGAAGCUAAAAUUCAUUCAUUGUUCAAUUAUGAGCAGUCUCAUAUCUUUGGCCUGAGGUUAUUAAAUGUGCUCUGCUGUGAUCUAGAUACACUUCUACUUUUAGAAUCUCAGUAUAAGGUAUCAGAAGUGCUCUUAGAUGCCCAAAGAGAAAAUACCAUCUACAUUUCUGAAACUUCUCGAGACUUUAUAAUUGAUGGCCUAUCAGUAGAGAGAAACCAUAUUCUUGUUAGAAUAAAUCAUGUUGGUGGACCAACGGAACGGAUCUUGCCUCCAAGAAUAUUGCAUAAGGGUGAUGAUCCAUAUCCUUGGCCCAUGUUUUCAUCAUAUCCUUUACCAACAUGCUAUCUUGCUGAAUUUCCAAGAAAAACUGACACAAGGCAAGAUGGCGAUGCUAGCAAGCUUGCAUGUGCUUUAAAUAAUCCAGAUAAACCGCUGGAAUUGAUUGAAAAUAUUCAAAGACAGUUUUGUGAAAUCAUGGAAAACAAACCAACUGUUAUGAGUGGAACCAAUUUGGCAGAAUUAAUGGAAAUGUUUGUCUUGCAUCUUUCUGAAACACCAUCAGAAUGUUACUUCACCAGCAGAGAAUGUGAAGCUGGUGCAAAUGUGGAGAUCAAAACUCUUUCAUCUGUACAGCAGCUUGGCAUUAAAAUGACAAUCAGCUAUGGUAAACAUUUGAACCUGCUGAGAGAGAAUGCCGAAGAUGAUCUAUGCCAUGUAAUAAUGCACUGUGAAAAUUUUUUGAAACGACAACAGGCAGUUCUAAGGACAUCGUUGCGUGGUUUGCAGGGAGGAUACGUCGGCUUUGAUUGGUUUGCAUCUUCUGUAUUUCUAAUAAUGAUGGGAGACAGGGAAAAAACAUUAAAUUUUCUCCACCAGUUCUCCCGUCUUCUUGUGUCAGCAUUCCUUUGGAUACCACGGCUGCACAGUUCUAUUCACCUGCCCGUUGACACAGCAGCGUCUGGGAUCCAUCCAAUCUAUUUUUGCAGUGCACACUAUGUUGAGAUGUUGCUGAAGGCUGAGUUACCCCUAGUCUUUUCUGCGUUCCAUAUGUCUGGUUUUACGUCGUCACAGAUCUGUCAACAAUGGUUGACUCAGUGUUUCUGGAAUUACUUGGACUGGAGCGAGAUCUGCCAUUACAUUGCCAUUUGUAUUUUUCUUGGCCCAGAUUAUCAGAUUUAUAUGUGUAUAUCUGUAUUCAAGCAUCUACAGCAAGAAAUUCUUCAGCAUACGCAAACUCAGGAUCUCCAAGUUUUUCUUAAAGAAGAAGCACUUCAUGGAUUUCAAGUGAGUGAUUAUUUCAAAUACAUGGAAAACUUGGCUCUAACCUACAGACCAGUGCUGCUAAGAGACAUGAAGAACAUUAGAGUGCAGAACACAUAGAUCAAGCAAAUGAACCUCUCAUUUCAAAUUUUAGUUACGUUCUUAAAAGGACACUGAUUAUUUGUUUUAUAUACUUCUCUAUAAAAAUGCAUUCAUUCUAAAUGUACAUACUGCCAAAUCAAUAAUAAGGCUUUUCAGCAUUCCGCUUUCACAAGACAUCCUCUAAAUUGGUUCAUCUGAAAAAUAAUGUGUUUUUCUAGCCAUGCACCAUAGCCUUGUUUACACUUGGCUUCAGAACCUGCCCUUGAAUUACUUAAAUGUCCUGCUUAUAUUUUCUUGGAGUGAUUUCCAUGCUAUUAAACUUUGCUUCUCUUCAACAUCUACCUUAAAUUUCUAAAUUGCAUACAAGUUUGCCAAUAAAAGACAGUAAUAUGAAUCCCCAUUCUGAAAACCCAGCCUUACUUAAUAUUGAUAAAUAAAGGCAGAGCUACUUCCUUGAAUGUAGCAAGAUUGACCUUCGAAGGUCAGGAAACAGAACAUCCUUGAAGAUUCUCCAUUCUGAGUAUCUUAGUCUGCAGUAGAAUUGUAGUUGUUUUUUUAACAAUGUACACUAAAACCUUGAUGUUUUGAUGAGCUGAACAAAUUAAACUUCCUGUUAUGAUAAUA
Messenger RNA from Podarcis muralis (Common wall lizard), 4755 nucleotides. The record is from RefSeq and is a predicted model, not a curated record. NCBI's taxonomy places the organism in Eukaryota, Metazoa, Chordata, Lepidosauria, Squamata, Lacertidae.